This is a messenger RNA of Echinostoma caproni, 279 nucleotides long. The record is from the annotation of a GenBank genome assembly. NCBI's taxonomy places the organism in Eukaryota, Metazoa, Platyhelminthes, Trematoda, Plagiorchiida, Echinostomatidae.
AUGGGUAAGGAUUAUCAUUCUAAUAGUAAUAACAAUAAUAUUAAUACUAUUGAUGCGGAUGAGAAUUACAAAGAUGGGGUUCAUGAAGAAUAUGAUGAUGAUGAUGAUGAUGAUGAUGAUGAUGAUGAUGAUGAUGAUGAUGAUGAUGAUGAUGAGGAGGAGGAGGAUGAUGAUGAUGAUGAUGAUGAUGAUGAUGAUAAAUCUGAAACAUAUAUUCUGCAUUCUGAGUCUGUUGAAUCAAGCGGCCACAUGAAAAUGCCUGUCGGUGGGAAUGAGUAG